AUGGCAUUACAUGGUUGCAUUCUUUCAGAAAUUCAGUUCACAUGGCAGCUGAAGAGUUGCAAAAAAAAGAUUGAUGAGAAGUCAUAUCUUCUGGUGAACACUGAAAGAUGGGAUGCUAGCAAGCAAGUUCAAGGAAUCAAAGAAGUUUUAAAUGGCACCCGUGCUGUGGAAAAGGAAAACAAGAACAAAGAAAACAAGAAUGAUGGCACCAGUGCUGUGGAAAAAGAAAACAAAGCCAAAGAAAACAACAAUGGCGGGGUGGAACCUACCAUAGUUGAUCAAACUUUAGUGCAUCAGUCAAAGAGCUUUGUUGCAAAUUCAUUUCUGAGCAGAUUUGAUUCAGCAUCAACAAUUGACGGUUUUAAGCCACUACUGUCUUGGCCUGCUCGUAGAUCAUUCCAUCCAAACAUACCACUUGAAUACGAGGAUUCCCAAACAUAUGAAAGUGCAAGUGCCUUGUCCUUGGCUACAUUUGCAUCACUUCUGAUUGAAUUUGUUGCCAGACUACAGAAUGUUGUUAAUGCAUUUGAAGAGUUGAGUGAGAAGGCUAACUUUAAGGAUCCUGUGGAGGAGCCUACUGCAGUUAGCACAGGUGAUGUUAGGUUUUUCGAUAAAAUACGGAAAAUGAUGAUUGCAAGCUGUAUUGCUGGAGUUCAGUUUACAGCCACAGAAAUCAUCAAUAUGCGACUUGUAAAUAAUGUUACACCUGGCUGA
Messenger RNA from Miscanthus lutarioriparius, 714 nucleotides. The record is from the annotation of a GenBank genome assembly. NCBI's taxonomy places the organism in Eukaryota, Viridiplantae, Streptophyta, Magnoliopsida, Poales, Poaceae.